This is a messenger RNA of Scleropages formosus (Asian bonytongue), 4514 nucleotides long. Its product is annotated as mitogen-activated protein kinase kinase kinase kinase 3-like. Gene Ontology annotation, molecular function: MAP kinase kinase kinase kinase activity; ATP binding. Gene Ontology annotation, cellular component: cytoplasm. NCBI's taxonomy places the organism in Eukaryota, Metazoa, Chordata, Actinopteri, Osteoglossiformes, Osteoglossidae. The transcript is spliced from 33 exons. Gene Ontology annotation, biological process: protein phosphorylation; intracellular signal transduction. The record is from RefSeq and is a predicted model, not a curated record. The coding region runs from base 364 to 3189 and encodes 941 amino acids.
ACACACACACACACACCGCUGUCUUUACUCGAGCUGUCAGUGUCUCUCUCUCACACACUCACACACACACACCGCGUCCGGGCUGCCGGACACACCGAGCGCGCACGUGCACACGGCUCUCCGCGCUCCCCGCGCUCCCCUCUCUCUUUGACGCCUCGCGCCGCCCGCCAGUCCGUCGGCGCGCGCUCUUCCCACUGCUCCGCGUGCGCACGCGUGCCGCGCGCUGGAAGCCAUGUUAAAGUCGCGCUGAAGUCCGGCCGCGAUUCCGCGCCGCAUGUCCGUUUCGCCCGUUUGUUCGCGCGUCUCUUCGUCUCCCGCGUGCCGUGAGCGUCCGCUUCGGGCUCGGAAAGGCGGGACGGAGCCAUGCAGUCCGGUUUGGACCUGUCCAGGCGCAAUCCGCAGGAGGAUUUCGAGCUCAUCCAGAGGAUAGGAAGCGGCACCUACGGGGAUGUGUACAAGGCGCGGAACGUCAGCACCGGGGAGCUGGCCGCCAUAAAGGUCAUCAAGCUGGAACCCGGGGAGGACUUUGCCGUCGUGCAGCAGGAGAUCAUCAUGAUGAAGGACUGCAAGCACUCGAACAUUGUGGCCUAUUUCGGCAGCUAUCUCAGGAGAGAUAAAUUAUGGAUAUGCAUGGAAUAUUGUGGAGGAGGGUCUCUACAGGAUAUCUACCACGUGACGGGGCCUCUGUCAGAGUCACAGAUAGCCUACGUGUCUCGGGAGACUCUUCAGGGUUUGAACUACCUGCACAGCAAAGGAAAAAUGCACAGAGACAUCAAGGGAGCGAAUAUCUUGUUGACCGACAGCGGCUAUGUGAAGCUGGCUGACUUUGGCGUCUCGGCGCAGAUCACGCUAACGCUAGCCAAGAGGAAGUCCUUCAUCGGCACCCCCUACUGGAUGGCCCCCGAAGUGGCAGCGGUGGAGAGGAAGGGCGGCUACAACCAGCUGUGUGACAUCUGGGCAGUGGGUAUCACGGCCAUCGAGCUGGCAGAGUUGCAGCCGCCCAUGUUCGACCUCCAUCCGAUGAGGGCCUUGUUCCUCAUGACUAAAAGCAACUUCCAGCCUCCAAAACUGAAGGACAAAAUGAAGUGGUCAAACAACUUUCACCACUUUGUGAAACUGGCCUUGACGAAAAAUCCAAAGAAGAGACCAACAGCUGACAAACUCCUGCAGCAUCCCUUCGUCUCGCAGCCCCUCAGUCGGACCCUGGCCAUCGAGCUCCUGGACAAGGCCAACGACCCGGACCACACGGCCUACCCCGACUUUGACGACGACGAGCCGGAGCCCGAGUCUCCCGUGUCAGUUCCUCAUCGCAUUCCAUCCACGAACCGUAGUGCUCGCGAGGGGAAGACGCUCUCCGAGAUCAACUUUGACAAAGUCAAGUUCGACCCCCCGCUGAGGAAGGAGACGGAGCCCCACCACGAGUCGGACACUCCGCUGGACUAUGGGCAUGGACCUCAGGGCCUCCUGGGAGGGAACAAGAGCCUCCUGAAGUCUGUGGAGGAGGAGCUACAGCAGAGGGGACAUGUGGCACAUUUAGAGGAUGAUGAUGAUGGUGAUGAAACGCAACACUCCACCAGCGCCACCAUCAGACGCAAGGUGCCCCCCCCGCUGCCGCCCAAGCCCAAGUCCAUCUGGACACGUCAGGAGAGCCUCUCCAGAGAGGACGACAGCGGCCAGGGCACCAUCAAGCGCUGCCCAGCGUCAGACAGCCCCGCCCGGCCUGUUUCCGGCGUCCCGCCUCGACCACCGCCCCCACGGCUGCCCCUCAACAAGCGCAGUAGCCUAGGCAACGGCAUGCAAGCGAACGGAGAGCGGCGCAGCAGCGUGGGAGAAAGGCAGUCCACACUGCCCCCUACUGUCCCCCUGCGGAAGGACAGGAAGGAAACCCCGAAACCCAUUAGUAAUGGUCUCCCACCGACUCCAAAGGUCCAUAUGGGAGCAUGUUUCUCCAAGGUCUUCAACGGGUGUCCAUUAAAGAUCCACUGCGCCACCUCUUGGAUCAACCCUGACACUAGAGACCAGUAUCUAAUAUUCGGAGCAGAGGAGGGAAUCUACACGCUAAACCUGAAUGAGCUUCAUGAGACCUCUAUGGAACAGCUUGUCCCACGGAGGUGUACCUGGCUCUACGUCAUGAACAGCACCUUGCUCUCCAUAUCCGGGAAAGCGUCCCAGCUCCACUCCCACAACCUGGUGGGCCUCUUCGACCACGCUCGGCACAUGCAGAAGCUGCCGGUCGCCAUCCCUACGCACAGACUUCCUGACAAGAUGAUCCCCAGGAAGUUUGCGGUGUCCAGUAAGAUUCCAGAUACGAAGGGAUGCCACAAGUGCUGUGUAGUGAGGAACCCCUACACUGGCCACAAGUACCUGUGUGGAGCCCUCCAGUCCAGCGUGAUCCUGCUGGAGUGGGUCGAGUCCAUGCAGAAGUUCAUGCUCAUCAAGACCAUCGACUUCCCUUUGCCCUCCCCACUGGAGGUCUUUGAGAUGCUGGUGGUUCCAGAGCAGCAGUACCCGUUGAUCUGCGUUGCCGUCAGCAAGGGCUUUGAGCUCAACCAGGUGGUGCGCUUCGAGACCCUCAACCCCAACUCCACCUCCUCCUGGUUCGCAGAGUCGGACGCUCCGCAGACCUGCGUGAUUCACGUCACCCAGCUGGAGCGGGACACCAUUUUAGUCUGUCUCGAUCGUGAGUUUUUCCACACACCCCCCCCCCUUCCCCCGCUAGUUGCCCCGCCCCCUUUUUUACCUGCCCAUACCAUAGUGUUCUUUAACUUAUCGACGAACAUAACAGCACUGGGUCACUGCAACACAAGGACAGAGAGUGCAGCGAGGAAGUGCAGAUACGUCCACGUGCAUGAGACGAGGGGACAAGAUCAGUGUUUUACAGGAUGCAUUAAGAUCGUGAACUUGCAGGGUAGGUUGAAGUCCAACAGGAAACUGUCAGCGGAGCUCACGUUUAACUUCCAGAUCGAGUCAAUUGUUUGCCUCCAAGACAGUGUGUUGGCCUUCUGGAAGCAUGGGAUGCAGGGGCGGAGCUUCAAGUCAAAUGAGAUCACGCAGGAGAUUUCAGAUAACACUAGGAUUUUCAGACUCCUGGGAUCUGACAGGGUUGUGGUGCUGGAGAGCAGGCCCACUGACAACCCCACAGCACACAGCAACCUGUACAUCCUGGCAGGGCAUGAGAACAGCUACUGACUGCAGUGCAUUAUGGGAACAGAACAGCAGACACCACUGCUGUGGUACCGCACGCAGCGGUGUAAAUGGGUUUGCUUUGGACUUGCCUUCAUUCUUUAUUUUAUUUAUUGUGGCAUAACGGAAGAAUAAAGGACUUCUUAUUCGAAUUCACGAUUUAAAUGUUGCCACCGCUAAUAGCAUCUUAUACUACCACACAAGUGCUUAAUUGACUUAUAUUUAAUUGUUGUAAAUAUAGAUGCAGUAAUCUUGGAGGAAGCUACUUGAUCUGCUUUGAAGUUGUGCACUAAAGGUUGGUGAUGGAGACAUGGGUGCGUACAGGUGUCUGCUCUUUUCAGGUGUAAACGGUUGUUGGGCGAUAGCUGCUGGGUACUGGUUUCUGUCAGAGGUCUUGUCUGGGGAGGUCAGACUAGGAGGCACUUUACAGGAGUAUUAUUUUUCUCUCUUUCUGAGCAGUGCAAGAAGUGCCGAUCCCGAUGAAAUCAGUUUUUCCGUAAUUUAAAUACGAGGUGAAGAUUCUUUGAUACGAUCAUCCUUUACUACUUUGCUUUUUUUUUUUAAAAAAAAAAAUAAAAAUAGUGAAUUUUUAGAUGAUGAAAUGCUGCGUUACACACUGUCAGAAUUUGCACAAUAGGUCAAAGGAUUUUGAAAAAUGUGAUGUUUAUGUAUAUGUCGGUGUGUAUGUUUGUGUGUACACCUUGCACAGGAGUUGCAUUAUGAAUGAACACACACGUCAGUAUACAUACAGUAUUGUUCUCACAAGCUGUGACACUGUUUCAGUAUACAGUAAUUCCAUUACCAACUAAUUCAGUAAUAAAGAUCUGCUUUUUGUUUUAACGGUUCCAAAUAUACAGUAAUUUUAAAUUGUUUAAAUUUUUUUUUUUAAUGUUGUGCUUUUCUAAAAGUAUGGCGAUAAUAUUGGCUUUUAGACUACUCUUUGCAGAACUCAUUCCGUUCUUUGUGUUAGUCUUGGGGUUUUGUAUGGUUUUUUUUUUUUUUUUUUCCUCUUUCUCCUUUUAACCUUGUUUUUCCUCUUUUUUUAUUUUUAAGUGUUAUGCCAAAAUGUAUCCUUUUUAUGGCCAAAUGUAGAUGGGUGUCUCUACCUCGUCCAGUGUAAUCUUAAAUCGUUUUGGGAUGUCUGGAGACAGAUAAAGACUAUUUUCUACUUGACAGUAGCAAGCAACACUAUACAUUCAUCCUGUUAGGUUCUAGUUCUAGGACUGAAAUGGGUGUGGUGGUGGUGAUGAUGAUGAUGAUGAUUGCAAAACUAGAUAUUUCUAUUCUGUAGCAUUAACAUUUUUAAUAUUCCAGCACAUUAUGUAUAUACU